This is a messenger RNA of Prorocentrum cordatum, 1849 nucleotides long. The record is from the annotation of a GenBank genome assembly. NCBI's taxonomy places the organism in Eukaryota, Dinophyceae, Prorocentrales, Prorocentraceae.
GGUGGCGCGUACGCGCAGCCGGGCCUUGGUGGCCCCCCUGGCAUCGCGCCGCCUGGGGCUUACCCGGGCUACGCCGCGCCGCCCCAGCACGCAGCCUUCUACCCAGGCGUGGCGCCGCACGGGCCUGGCUACCCAGGGGCGCCAGGGGCGCCAGGCUGCACGCCGGGCGCCGGCGCUCUCCAGCCGCCCGGCGGGCCCACCCCGUCGGCUGGCUACCCCGCUCAAGGAGGCCCAGCGGGCUACCCGCCGCCGGGGCCGACGCCAGGUGGCUACCCGCCCUACCAGGGGGGCCACCCGCCGCCAGGCACCUGGUCUGGCGCGGCGUUGGGCGGCCAGGGCGUGCAUGCACUCCGGAGCGGCCUGGCCAGGGGCCAGCUCGGGGAGAGGGUGGCUGGCAGGCACCCGGAGAGGGCGAGGGCGCUCCCGCUCGCCCUGGACGCUGACGGCGGCCUCGGCCAGGCUCUCUUGUUGGGCCUUUGCAUCGGCGGCCACGUGUCGCUCCGCUGGGGUGGACCUCGCCGCCUUGGCGGCCGCGACUUCUCGGCCUCCAUGCGGAUCAGGGCCGCCCUGGCGUCUACAUCGGCUCCAUCGGGCACCCUGACCAGGGAUGCCGCUGACGUCGCACGCCCCGGCGAAGCGGACCUUCUUGCCGCCCUCCUUGGCGGCUGCGGCUCCUGCCGUGCCCGCCCGGCCGCAGUGAUCAAGAAGAACCUCGUCAAGAAGUGCCUCGAGAUGUUUGCGGAGAUCGCCGAGAAGAAGGACGACUACAAGAAGUUCUAUGAGCAGUUCGGCAAGUGCCUCAAGCUUGGCGUGCACGAAGAUUCCACCAACCGCACCAAGGUCGCGGAGCUUAUGCGCUACCACACCUCGAAGUCUGGAGAUGAGAUGAUCAGCCUGAAGGUCCUCUACAUGACCGAUCCCAUCGAUGAGUACUCCGUGCAGCAGCUGAAGGAGUUCGACGGCAAGAAGCUCAAGUCGACGACCAAGGAAGGUUUGGACCUCGAGGACGAGGACGAGAAGAAGAAGCUGGAGGAGCUGAAGGCGGAGUUCGAGCCGCUAACGAAGCUGAUGAAGGAGGUGCUUGGCGACAAGGUGGAGAAGCGGCAGUCGGGGCGCGCCCCGCACCGCGGCGGCCGCGCGUGCAGAGGGCACGGCCGCCACGCCGUCUGGCAGCCGCCCGCAGCUGCCACGGGCGGCGCGGGGAGGUGCCCGCCCGCGCACGGCGCUCCGCAGGCCCCUGCAGCCGCAGGUGGCGGAUAUUCCAAUGCCGCGCCGCCCCCCGGGAGCUACCCGGGCUCGUAUCCGUACGGCGGAGUGGGCGGCGCUUACCCCGCCAGCUACCCGAGUAGCGAGCCGGCCAGCGGCAGCGGCGGCCCCGUCGGCAGCUACUUCGGGCCCCCUCGACCAGAGCAUGCGCCCGGGCCUGGUGGCGCGCAUGCAGGCACGCAGCCCGCGGCGGCGGGCCCCCAGCCCGGCAUGCCCGGCGGAGCCCCUCCGCCGCACCCGGGCCAGCCCCAAGGCUACCCACCAGCGGGCUACCCACCGCACCAAGGCGCGCCCGCAGAGGUGCAGCCAGCGCCGCAGCCGGGCUGCGCCGCGCAGCUGUCGCCGCAGGGCGCGCCGGGCGGCUGGGGAGCCCCUGUGCAGGCACCGCCGUCCGCCGCGCCGCCGCAGCCGGCGGCCUGGGGCCCCCCGCAGCAGCCCGCAGCCGGUGCGGCUCCCGCCGCCGCCGCCGCCGCCGCCCCAGUGGACCCGUACGCGCAGGGCGCCUACCCGUGCUCUGCCUACGGCAUGGGCGCGCAGCCCGCGCAGGCGGCGGCCCCGGGCGCCUGCGACCCGUACGCGCCAG